Molecule: messenger RNA, 540 nt
Organism: Aspergillus pseudoviridinutans
Lineage: Eukaryota; Fungi; Ascomycota; Eurotiomycetes; Eurotiales; Aspergillaceae
Product: centromeric DNA-binding histone H3-like protein cse4
Exons: 2
Coding region: 1-540 (179 amino acids)
Cellular component (GO): nucleosome
Molecular function (GO): protein heterodimerization activity; structural constituent of chromatin; DNA binding
Source: RefSeq, a predicted model, not a curated record
AUGCCGCCGAAGACAGGACGAGGACGUAAAACGAUUGGGGUCCCCCGAACACAACCUCGAGAUGACGGAGGUGCAGGUCCGUCUAAUGCUGCUGCUACUGCAUCACCUGCCACUCGGGGGCGGCCCAAGUCCCGCGGAGGAACAAGGGGGGGCAAGCGACCAGCCGGCGCCCCGAGGCCGUCAGACGUACAACCUGGGGACCCUACCCCUCAAGGUCGCCGGCACCGGUACAAGCCGGGAACCGUCGCAUUGAAAGAGAUCCGCAAAUACCAGCGCUCAUAUGACCUCCUUAUUCAGAAGCUACCGUUUGCGCGACUCGUACGCGAGGUCGCAUUGGAACUUCUCCCCGCUGAAGUAGGCGCGGAGUUACGAUGGCAGUCACACGCAAUUCAGGCGCUACAGGAGGCCGCAGAAGCGUUCCUCGUCCAUCUUUUCGAGGAUACCAACCUCUGCGCUUUGCAUGCUAAGCGUGUAACGAUUAUGCAGAAAGAUAUUCAGCUCGCCCGAAGAAUACGCGGUGUUUGGGGCGGUCUAGGUUGA